AUGCGCACCACGGCGCUCUUCGCGGGUCUGCUUCCACAGCUCCAAGCGCGAGAUACGUAUGACGAUGGAGCGUACACCGAAGUCGUACAAGCCACGAGCUGGAGCUCCUCCGCGUCUUACUACACCACGUACGGCUCGACCGCGAUUGUCACCGUCACGACCUACAUCCCCUGCCCGGUCAUCAUCAGCUACACCACGGUGCGCUACUGCUCGAGCUGCAGCACGUGCGACGGGGGCUGUGGUUCUCCCACAUCGGUGCUGCAGACCACCGUCUGCGUGCCGAAACUGUGUUCCACGGCCGUCAACGACGUCGGCCAGGCGACCACCACGCCCUUCGUGGCGGGGGAGUACGCUGUUGCCUACGUGACGAGCAACGGCGGCGGGGGGCAACCCGCUGUGACGACGAGCAUCCCCGCGUCCUCGUGCACGACCUACGAGCAAAUCGCUCUCACCGGAAUCGAUUGCCAGACGCUCCCUGCGUGCGGCGGCGGCGGCGGAAGAAGUAGCGGACUUACCUGCGAAGCGAAGCCGUGCACCACGUACAUCGACGCGGACGGGGACGGGAACUACGACCCUGACGAAACCCUCACCGAGGGUACGCAGUACUUCUUCACCGAGUUCGCGCGGCUCACCGUAAACGGCCAGGUCACAUCCACGCCGGCCAGUCUAUGCGAGGCGCUCACCGUCCCGACACCAUGGGCCGCCGACGUCCAGGCCACAGUCGCCUGCGGUUCUGACAAUGACAACAACAAUGACGCCAACGGCGACGGCGUCCAAGUCAUCACGUACACGUACACGACCAACGGCGCCACCAUCGUCGUCGCCACCACCCUCCCCUCGCACGGCGGGCCUUUUCAUCUCACCGCCGCCGGCGAUGGCAGCAGUAGCAGUGGCUGUGGACCCCGCGCCGGGGGAGAUCUAGGGAGAACGACCCUCUUCUGGACAUGUGUCGGCACGGCGGUCGUGGCGGGCGUGGGCGUGGGUAUGAUUGUUCUGUGA
This is a messenger RNA of Fonsecaea monophora, 999 nucleotides long. RefSeq lists its product as hypothetical. The transcript is spliced from 2 exons. The record is from RefSeq and is a predicted model, not a curated record. Bases 1 to 999 code for a protein of 332 amino acids. Lineage: Eukaryota; Fungi; Ascomycota; Eurotiomycetes; Chaetothyriales; Herpotrichiellaceae.